Molecule: messenger RNA, 1289 nt
Organism: Sebastes umbrosus (honeycomb rockfish)
Lineage: Eukaryota; Metazoa; Chordata; Actinopteri; Perciformes; Sebastidae
Gene: her7
Product: hairy and enhancer of split related-7
Exons: 4
Coding region: 1-729 (242 amino acids)
Biological process (GO): regulation of transcription by RNA polymerase II; anterior/posterior pattern specification; regulation of neurogenesis
Cellular component (GO): nucleus
Molecular function (GO): protein dimerization activity; DNA-binding transcription factor activity, RNA polymerase II-specific; RNA polymerase II cis-regulatory region sequence-specific DNA binding
Source: RefSeq, a predicted model, not a curated record
AUGAAACUGUUACAGGAAACGGAGGAUGCAACAAACGAAAGAAAGUUCAUAAAAUCUCAGGUGGAGAAACGCCGAAGGGAGAGGAUGAACCGCAGCCUGGAGCGUCUGAGGACCAUGUUGCUUCAGGAGCCACAACAACUGGGUGGGACUCAGCACAGAGUGGAGAAAGCUGAGAUACUGGAGCACACAGUCGUCUUCCUGCAGAACACUGCUGAAGGAGACAAGACGAGAGCUGCUGCUGGUGGAGCUGGAGGUGGUGUUGCUGGAGGUGGAGGCGGUGGAGGCCAGAAACACUCCUUUCAAGACGGCUUCUCCACCUGCCUGCAGACAGCCGCUCGGUUCCUGGGACCUGAGGGCGAGGGCCUGUGGCUUGGAGCAGCACUGGAUGCAUCUCUUGCUGCUCGUUUUUCCCAUUCAGACUCUGAUUCUGCAGGCGUCCAACGAAGAACUGAAGGCCGCUCCUCCUCCUCUUCCUCCUCCUCCUCCUCCUCCGGCUCUCUGCCGCACACAAAGUCCAUUCUUCGGAUGCUGAGGCAAAAAUCCAAGCACAGACUGCACGCACGAGCGUCCAGUGUUGCCCAUCCGUACCGACUUCCGGUUCAGCAGCGGCUUCCCAGAAUUCCCCAACAGGCUCAGAGACAAAAUCAGCUUGAGAUCAGACGAGUGAGCAAACAGAGCCCGGCCCAGAGCAGCCCGGUCAGCCAGACACUGUGGAGGCCCUGGCCCUGAUCACAAGGUCGCGACUUUUGAACACUGAACUUUUGAUGACUCUGACAACCAAUUAAUAUUCACUGGUGCCAACUGUACUGUUCCUGAAUGAAUAUUUGCAUUGUAGUCUUGCAAACAAUGGCCUUCUGAUAACACAUAAGGAUGUUGGUGUUCAACCACAACCUCAAAGCCUGUAAAUAAUGUAAAAUCUCAUUUGUAUGUGUGAUAGGGUUGACUCACUACUCUUGUUUAAUGCUUUUGAAUGAGUCAGUGGAACAGCCAUCUAUUCUGCUGACGGCACAGGUACUCUCCCAGACUAGGGACACGCGUGAGCUGGAUCACGCGGCUGAGCCCGGCUGGGACUGCUGCUGUGCCGAAGAACAAGUUUUUUAGAGGUGUUCGAGUGCUGGGAGAGCCCCACGCAGACCCUCACAUUCACCUGCAGUGCCAUGAUGUCUGCUGGCAUAAAUUAAGACAUCUCUGUCAACAAUAUAACUUGUAUUCUCUCUAUAUAUAUAUCUUGUCUAUUUUGCACACUAAUUUAUUCUGGAUGUCUCCCUAUGGUGAGACCUUUUUUUGUU